Diplodia corticola is the source of this 1095-nucleotide messenger RNA. Its product is annotated as homing endonuclease. The transcript has a single exon. NCBI's taxonomy places the organism in Eukaryota, Fungi, Ascomycota, Dothideomycetes, Botryosphaeriales, Botryosphaeriaceae. Gene Ontology annotation, molecular function: endonuclease activity. The record is from RefSeq and is a predicted model, not a curated record. The coding region runs from base 1 to 1095 and encodes 364 amino acids.
AUGACCGCCAACGGCAUUUCUUACAGCUCUCUGGGCGCAACGUCUCAGUCCACCAACAUCUUUCAGCUUGACACUGAGGUAAGGCUGCUCGAGAAGCAGCUGCGUGCUCUUGCUCUUGAGGAAGGCCCCCAGGAUACGUGGAGCAAACAUCAUGUCGAAGUAGAGGAAAGGAUUCGAAUCUUGAAGGAUCAAAGGCGAGAAAAGUUCUUUCGCCACCAUGCACAUCGGCCUCAGAUUGCUACAGAUGCCUUCGAAUCGAGUCAGGAAUCAACUUCUUCAACAGCGAUCUUCAGCUCGCAAGAAUCGCUGCAUCCAGUUCCAUCUCCAGGACAUUUCAUCCCAUUCAACAAUCUUGACCAAGAACACCCAACAAGACUGGACGAAGAGGACACCGAUGGCUAUUCAGGACCAAUUCCAUCCUGCUUGCUAAAACAGAGCGCUCAACAAAUCUCUUGCGAAGACAAGAAAAGGCUGCAGCACAUUUUGGAGGAAAUGUUUGCUCAAGCAAUCCCCAAGAAUGGAAGCGAAGAACGCUGUUGGCUCUACAAAGGUCCAGAAGCGGAAUGUGGUAAAGCCAUGGUCGUUACAUCUUUCAAGUGGAGAGACGAGAAGUAUCCUGGGAGAUCGAUGUGUCUCAGACAGCAAGUCGGAACAUGGUGGAUGAUCGUGAAAAACAUCAUGACGGCAGAGCAACAGUACGGUUACCUCUACGAAAGCUGGCAUCUCUCACACCUUUGCGGCAACUGGCAAUGCAUCAAUCCAGCUCACCACACCAUGGAGCCGGGUCCGAUCAAUUUGGACCGGAGGAUGUGCCACCAUGGUGGUCGACCUCCGUAUGGAUGUGAGCACUUGCCGGGAUGUUUGUUUCACUACAAGGAUGGCAAGCCUAGGGGGAUAAAUACUCGCAAAUUGCCGAAAAGACAACGGAGAUACCACCAGCAGACACUGAGUUUUGAUAAAUCCACCAACCGGAUAAGUACGGAGUCCGCGAAAAUCACGAGCGGAAUGGGCCGUCGUCGCAAGGAUAAGGACAAGGCCUUCGGUAAAGACCGGGCUAGCACAUGGAAGCAACAGAGAAUUCGAUUUGGAAAGUAG